Molecule: messenger RNA, 1288 nt
Organism: Cajanus cajan (pigeon pea)
Lineage: Eukaryota; Viridiplantae; Streptophyta; Magnoliopsida; Fabales; Fabaceae
Product: transcription factor bHLH18
Molecular function (GO): protein dimerization activity
Source: RefSeq, a predicted model, not a curated record
GCUAAUAUAUAUAAACAAUACCUAGAACAAGUAUUUCCAAAUUCAGACGACAAUGGACGAGUCAUGGCUAAAGUGCCUUUCUUUUUUGGAAAUGGAUGACAACCUUUUUUCAAGUGAAUAUAACAUGAACUCUCUUGAAGAAGAGUUAGAGAAAGAGAAUUCAGUGCAGGGUUCAGAAAUCUCAUGGAAAAAUAUUCACUCUUAUUCAAAUCUCACUACAGAAAGCACCACCCAUGUAAGCACCAACAUGGGAAAUUCUUCAUCUUUGGAAGGGAACACUGGCUUUGAUCAUGUCACAAGUCUCAAACCACAUGCUUCUUCUCCACAGAAACCAAUGCCUUGCAACCUGUCUUUUGAGGAUUCCACUUUAGUGCCAAAUGUUCCCAAGAAAACAUGCCAAUAUUUUCAUGGUGAACAUUCCCAAGAAAAGCCACAGAAUAUAAAACCCAAGAAGGGUAGAUCCUGCUCCCAGACACAUGAGCACAUAAUGGCUGAAAGAAAAAGGAGAGAGAAUAUCACCAAAAUGUUCAUAGCUCUUUCAGCCCUUAUUCCGGGCUUGAAAAAGAUGGACAAGGCUUCGGUCCUUAGCACCGCCAUAGAGUAUGUGAAACAUCUUCAGCAGCGUGUGAAAGUUUUGGAGCAAGAGAAGAAGAGAAAGAUAGAAACCAUAGGAUGCUUCAAAACAAACAAAACCAAUGUUGCUGAUGACUACGUUUCAUGUACCUAUGACGUCUUAGAUGACAAACCUAUCAAGAUAUGUCCUAAAGUGGAAGCAAGAGUCUCAGGAAAAGAUGUACUCAUCAAAGUAAUGUGUGAGAAACAAAAGGGCAUUGUUGGUAAGCUACUGGCCAAGGUUGAAGCUCAUGAUCUCUCCGUAGUGUGUACCAAUGUUUUGCCUUUUGGAAAUUCUGCUCUCAUCAUUACUACCAUUGCUAAGAUGGACCAUGAAUUCAGCAUGACAAUGGACAACCUAGCGAAAAUGUUGACAGAGGAUUUAUUGGAGUGCUGUAAGUUGCAACAAAAAUGAGCCACGUAUUGGUUAUCAAUAUAUUUUAAAAUGCAUUAGGUCUUCCAAGGGAGAAAGCUCCUUACAGGCUUAGUGGUUUUGGUGGCAUAUAUAAUAGCUAUCAUUUUGGACUUAUUCAACAAAUCAUCAUAUUUAUGGAAAAACAAGAUGAUUGGUGUUUUCACAAUUUGUGGAUUUGCAAUAUUUGUAUCGAUAUUUUUUAUCUUGUAUGCAUGCUUUCCUUGACAAUAUACAUAAAAUGCUUCGCAAAAAGCAAGCUUA